Messenger RNA from Chinchilla lanigera (long-tailed chinchilla), 957 nucleotides. RefSeq names its product olfactory receptor 5D16-like. Gene Ontology annotation, cellular component: membrane. NCBI's taxonomy places the organism in Eukaryota, Metazoa, Chordata, Mammalia, Rodentia, Chinchillidae. The transcript has a single exon. The record is from RefSeq and is a predicted model, not a curated record. Gene Ontology annotation, molecular function: G protein-coupled receptor activity; odorant binding; olfactory receptor activity. The coding region runs from base 1 to 957 and encodes 318 amino acids. Gene Ontology annotation, biological process: G protein-coupled receptor signaling pathway; sensory perception of smell.
AUGUCUCUGAGAGAGAGAAAUAUAACUUCUGAGGCCACGUUCACCCUCUUGGGCUUCUCAGACUACCCGGAACUGAAGGUUCCCCUCUUCUUGAUAUUUCUGGCCACCUACAGCUUCAGUGUGGUAGGGAAUCUUGGGAUGAUUGUGAUAAUUAAAAUUAAUCCCAAAUUGCACACCCCCAUGUAUUUUUUCCUCAGCCAUCUUUCAUUUGCAGACUUUUGCUAUUCUACUAUCAUUGCUCCCAAGAUGCUGGUGAACCUCAUUGUGGAAGACAGAAGCCUUUCUUUUGCAGGGUGCAUGAUGCAGUUCUUUCUCUUCUGCACCUUUGUAGUGACUGAGUUGGUUCUGUUUGCUGUGAUGGCCUAUGACCGCUUUGUGGCUGUGUGCAACCCGCUGCUCUACACGGUUGUCAUGUCCCAGAAACUCUGCACCCUGCUUGUGUUUGGAUCAUACGCAUGGGGAGUAGUGUGCUCCUUGACGCUUAUGUGCUCUGCUUUAAAAUUAUAUUUUCGGGGUUCCAACGCAAUCAAUCACUUCUUCUGUGAGUUAUCCUCCCUGAUAUCCCUCUCUUGCCCUGAUUCGCGUCUCAGCCAGGUGCUCCUUUUCACAGUUGCCACUUUUAAUGAGAUAAGCACUCUGCUCAUCAUCCUCACGUCUUACGUGUUCAUUGUGGGCACCACUCUGAAGAUGCAUUCGGCCAGGGGACACCGCAAAGUCUUCUCCACCUGUGGGUCCCACCUGACUGCCAUCGCCAUCUUCCAUGGCACCAUCCUGUUCCUCUACUGUGUGCCCAACUCCAAGAACUCCAGGCACACGGUCAAAGUGGCCUCCCUGUUUUACACGGUGGUGAUCCCCAUGUUGAACCCCCUGAUCUACAGUCUGAGAAAUAAGGAAGUGAAGGACACGGUCCAUAAGAUAAUGGGCACAAAAUUUUUUCAUGUUGAUUGUAUGCAGUAG